AUGAAAAAAGGUGAUGCUCUAAUAAAUUUGAAGAAAUACACAUCGGAGGAGGAUUGUCUAUUUUGUUAGAAAUAUGGAAGAAUAACAACAGAUAAAAUAAAUUUUGCCCCUCUCCUUAAUAGAGUAAGAAAUAAUCAAAAUGGCAUAUAGGCUUUGUACACAAAAUACUCAUAAUCUCAAUGGAAUGGAAGAAAAUACGAGGAUUUAUUUUCCACGAAACCAAUAUCAUGGGUAAUUAAAUUCAAAGAUAGAUUGACAUUUGAUGAUUAUGAUGAGUUUCUUAAAAGGUAUUUAAAGGAUAAAUAAUUUGUUUUAUAGGUUUUAUCCAAUGAGUGAUCAACCUAUGAAAUUUGAUUAAUUGUUAGAAUACUAUAAGUAUCAUAAAGAUAUUCCAAGAAUGUUCAUGCCAAGAGUAUCAGAUUUAGCAAUCUAUUUUUAUGAGAAAAAGAAGUAAAUAUAUAUAAGAUUUAUAAUUAGAUAAAUAGAGUAUAGAAAAAUAAAAUUCAUGCUUGGUAUUCCAGUUGAAGAUGCUAGUAAUUGUACAUGUAAUCAUAUAUAAAUAAUUAGAAUAUGAGAAGCUUAAAGAAGAUAUCAAAGUAUUGAAUAGUAUAACUCAAUAAACUCAAGUGUCAAGUCUUUCUGUAUUAAGAGAGAUAUUAAAGUCUAAAGCAAGUGAUGAAAUUAUUGUAAAAAUAUUUAUAUUUAUUAGAAUAUUGAUGCAACAUGGAUGACAAUGACUCAAUAAUAACAAUAAAAAUCAUAAUAUCCUCCUAAUUUGAAAUUACUUAAAUAAUUAAUAUCCAAAAAUACUCAAUUUUGUAAAGACAAAUAAAAUAUUUAUGCGGCAGGAAUAAGUAAAAGAGCUAUUUAGAAGUCUCCUUCAUAAAAAGGUCAUCUUAAGACUUUAAGUAAAGAUACUUCACAAAAGUCCUUAGUUUCCUCCAAUAAAAUUAUUAAUAGUAGCAAUGGAGAUACAGAUUUAUAGAAAUUUUUAAAAUAAUAGAUAUUAACUGUUAAUCAUGCAAAUCCUUGUGUAUUAAGUUCCAAACAAUCUGGAAAAGCUAAUCAUAUAUCAAAUUAUUAAUCUAAAUAAAACAGUAUACAUUACAUUACAAGUACUCGAAGUAUAUCUUCAGAGUAAUUAAAAUUAAUAUAAUCAUAAUAACCUUUAAAAUAAAGUAAUAGUCCUAAUUUAGUAAUUCCAACACAUAAGAAAAGUUAGACAUAAACACAUUAUACAGAGAUAAAUUCUCCUAAUAAACAUUAAAAGUAAUUUUCAAUGAAAAUGCAUACAAAUAUGGGAUAAGAUCUUAAAUAAUCAUUAACUCAUACCAAAUCUUCUGAAAAACUUUUUAAAAUCUAUACAUCCCAAUCAUCUGUACCUCUAUCAGCAAAUAUUAAUAUAAAUAUUAAUCAACUUAAUAUGAAUAAUUUAAAUAUUAAGACUCCAUUUUAAUAAUAUAAGGCUAUGCUUGAAAGUCCUAAAAUUAAUUCAAAAUAAAAAACAUAAUCUAACAUUGAAACAUAAAGAAUUACUAGUGCUCAAAAGAGUGCAAGUUCUUAGAAAAAAACUUAAAUCUCAGUAUAAUAAUUAUAUGUUUAAAAAAUUAAAACAAAAAACAAAACAAUGAAAAAAUGA
Paramecium primaurelia is the source of this 1639-nucleotide messenger RNA. The record is from the annotation of a GenBank genome assembly. NCBI's taxonomy places the organism in Eukaryota, Ciliophora, Oligohymenophorea, Peniculida, Parameciidae.